Molecule: messenger RNA, 1425 nt
Organism: Notothenia coriiceps (black rockcod)
Lineage: Eukaryota; Metazoa; Chordata; Actinopteri; Perciformes; Nototheniidae
Gene: hyal6
Product: hyaluronoglucosaminidase 6
Exons: 3
Coding region: 1-1425 (474 amino acids)
Biological process (GO): hyaluronan catabolic process; carbohydrate metabolic process
Cellular component (GO): cytoplasmic vesicle
Molecular function (GO): hyalurononglucosaminidase activity
Source: RefSeq, a predicted model, not a curated record
AUGAAGCCGUCCAGGGCACCUCUGAUCCCUCAUCGACCUUUUGUUGUCGUGUGGAACGCUCCAACCGAGUCCUGCCGCCUUCGAUUCAAAGUUGACUUGGACCUUAGUGUUUUCGACAUUGUAGCAAACCUUAACGAAACCCUAAGCGGACCAAACGUCACCAUUUUCUACCACAGCCACUUGGGAUACUACCCAUACUAUUCCAACUCCGGGGUCCCUAUCAACGGAGGACUUCCACAGAACCAGAGCGUCUCCAAACACCUGAGCAAGGCCCGGGCGGAUAUUGACAAGCUAAUCCCGCACAAGGACUUUCGAGGACUGGCUGUCAUUGACUGGGAGAACUGGAGGCCUCAGUGGGUGCGAAACUGGGGCGCCAAGGUUAUCUACCGCAACAGAUCCAAGGAACAGAUCCGGAAGCUUCACCCGAACUGGCCGGAAAGCAAGGUGGAGAAAGAAGCAAAGGAAGGGUUUGAGAGGGCCGGGCAGUCCUUCAUGAACAUGACCUUAGCCUUAGCGGAAAGUCGCAGGCCGGACGGACUUUGGGGGUUUUACCUUUUCCCGGAUUGUUACAACUACGGGUACAAGACGCACCCUCAACGGUACACCGGCGAAUGUCCCAACGUGGAGCACGUACGCAACGACCAUCUGAUGUGGCUUUGGAAGGGGAGUUCUGCUCUCUACCCGUCCAUCUACCUGGACUACGAACUCAAGUCUUCACCCAACACGGUCAAGUUCGUCCACUAUCGAGUCAAAGAAGCCAUGAGGAUCGCGUCCAUCGCCCGUACCGACUACACGUUGCCAGUGUUUGUCUACUCCAGACCCUUUUAUGCGUACACCUUUGCUGUUCUUUCAGAGAGCGAUCUGAUUCACACCAUCGGGGAGAGCGCUGUCUUGGGAGCGUCAGGAGUCAUCCUCUGGGGAUCAUCAGAGUAUUCACGAACAAAGAGGAACUGCCUGACAGUGAAGAAGUACAUCGACGGUCCGCUGGGACAUUACGUCAUCAACGUGACUUCUGCCGCCAAGCUGUGCAGCAAAGCGCUCUGCAAGAAGAACGGCAGGUGCGUCCGAAAGAGCCUCGACUCGGGCGCUUACCUGCACCUGAACCCACGUUUCUUCCACAUCCGCAGAAACCCAACACCCAGAGGUCCACGCUUCCACGUCAGCGGACACCUCAACAACCACGACAUCCUGGACAUGAAGCACAAGUUCACCUGCCAGUGCUACCAGGGCUGGACAGGUGUUUACUGCGAGAUGCCCCAGGCUCCAAACCCCCCUCCUCCAGAUCAGCCUGCCGUCCCCUUUCCUCACCCCAGGAAGAACUGCCUUCUGGGAGAAAUCAUGCUCCUCAUGUCCCUCCAUUUCUCCUGCCUCUGUACCAUCCUGUUCCUGGGACUCUGUCUGGUUAUCAAGUGUUGGAUAUUGUAG